This is a messenger RNA of Rosa chinensis, 2500 nucleotides long. Its product is annotated as ferric reduction oxidase 7, chloroplastic. The record is from RefSeq and is a predicted model, not a curated record. Bases 1 to 2247 code for a protein of 748 amino acids. Gene Ontology annotation, molecular function: oxidoreductase activity. The transcript is spliced from 9 exons. Gene Ontology annotation, cellular component: plasma membrane. NCBI's taxonomy places the organism in Eukaryota, Viridiplantae, Streptophyta, Magnoliopsida, Rosales, Rosaceae.
AUGGCCAAUGGUGAAUCAGAAAUACUCUCUGCUCGUCUAUAUCAGCCGCUUCUUUCCAACUCCGCUGCCGACGUAGCUCCUUGUUCAAAUGGCGGGAACAAGAACCGCUUCUUUUUGUCAUUGUCGAAAUGGGUUCUCAAAUUUACAAUGUGGUUAAUUUUCAUUGCAUGGGUUGCUCUCUUUUUAUUAGUACCUACGGAUCUUGGGACUACUCUAUCUAAUGAUUGGCUUGCUGCUACUGGUGGAACUCUAUUUGGAGACAGUGGGAGUGUAUUGCUGUUAUUCAGCGGUCCAAUUUUGGCUAUCGCUUUACUUGCUUUUCCAUAUAUCAUUAUUGUUGGGGAAGAAGAACAACAGCUUCAAGAGAAGAAGAAGCCCCCUCGAUUCAACUUAUGGACCUUUCCUGUUCUGGUGGAUGGACCAUUUGGAGUUGUCUCUGCUGCCGAAUUGAUCGGCAUUAUUCUCUUUAUUGUAUUUGUUCUCUGGGAUCUGUAUGCAUUCACAGCAGUGAACGUUAGGCUGUUAGCCACCUACGAUGAUUUGAGCCUUGGAGAAACAAGAUUAAUGUUUCUGCACAAUUUGGCGCGUAAUCUUGGACAGAUUGGCUUGGUUUGCUUGACAUUUUUGUUCCUGCCGGUUGCAAGGGGAUCAGUUCUAUUUCGCCUUAUAAAUAUUCCUUUUGAGCAUGCUACGAGGUAUCAUGUGUGGCUGGGAAAUCUCGCAAUGCUGCUCUUUGCGAUCCACGGCCUGUUAUAUGUAUUGAUAUGGACAAUUAAGGGUUGUGUCCUUAGUCAAAUAUUGGAGUGGAAGGAUACUGGUGUUGCCAAUCUUGCAGGAUCAAUUAGCCUUAGUGUUGGUCUGUUGAUGUGGAUCACAACACUUCCUCCGGUCAGAAAGCUAAAUUUUGAGUUGUUCCUCUACACUCAUCAGCUAUACGUCAUCUUCGUGGUCUUUUUGGCUUUGCACAUUGGUUAUCUCGUUUUUCCUACAGCUGCAGGCCCCAUAUUUAUUUUUGUUCUUGAUCGUUUUCUGAGGUUCUGUCAAUCACGAAAGAGUGUUGAUAUAAUUUCAGCCAAGUGCCUUCCAUGUGGAACUGUAGAGUUGGUCCUCGCAAAACCCGAAAGUUUGCGGUACAACGCCCUCAGUUUUGUCUUUGUUCGAAUUUGGGAGCUAUCAAGGCUGCAAUGGCAUCCUUUCAGUGUUUCGUCCAGUCCUAUGGAUGGUAAACAUCAUAUAUCUGUUUUGAUAAAGGCUAUUGGGAAAUGGACUGAAAAGCUAAGAGAUUCUGUCUUGAAAAAUUUGGAGCUACCUUGCACAAAGUUAACAAUUUCUGUUGAGGGUCCUUACGGGCAUGAAAAACCGUACCACAUGAUGUAUGAAAAUCUCAUCUUAGUAGCAGGUGGCAUUGGGAUUUCACCUUUCUUGGCUGUCUUAAGUGACAUUCUCCACUCUGUUAAGGAAGGAAAACCUUGCCUACCAAGAAAUAUUUUACUUGUCUGGGCAGUCAAAAGAUCAGAUGAGCUUUCUCUUCUUUCAACCAUUGGCAUGGACUCAACUAUCUAUCCAUCUUUCUCUAAUAAACUAAAUCUUCAGGCCCAUAUUUACGUUACUCGGGAGUCUGAAUUUCCAUCGGAACAUGGUGAAGUUGGAAAUGGUACUGCAGAUUCUUCUGAUCUAUGUCCCAUGUCCAAAAGGUCUGGAAUGUCCGUUUUGGUUGGUACUGGACAUAAUGUAUGGUCUUGCCUGUAUGUUAUCUCAUCUACUUUAGGCUUUGUCAUCUUGUUGGGUUUGUUGGAUUUCUUCUACAUCAACCCUUUUGAUAUAACUUCAUGGUCAUACAAAGGAUUUCUAUUCUUAGCCUGUAUGGUCGCAAGUGUCUUCAUCUUUGGUGGUCUGGUGGUUUGUUUAUGGCAUCUUUCGGAGAAAAGAACUUCAGCAGAGGAAAAAUGUGAGGAUGAUGAAUCAAAUUUUGGUAAGAUUGAGCACACAGAAACUGUAACUUACAAUGUUGCACACCAGGAAAGUCCUGCAAGUUUAACCAGGAGCAUUCGUUAUGGUGCAAGGCCAGACUUUAAAGAAAUUUUUGGAAGCGUAUCAAAGAAUUGGGGCCAUGUUGAUGUGGGUGUCAUUGUGUGUGGUCCUCCAACUCUUCAAUCAAGUGUAGCUAAAGAAAUCAGGUCACAAAGUAUAAGAAGACAAUCUGGAGAUCCUAUCUACCAUUUCAACAGCCAUAGCUUUAGUCUGUAAUAUACCUUGCCCCCUCUAUCUUUAUUGUUUGAAGUACUCAAUUAGCUUAACUAGAAGCUAUAAACUCUCAAUAUUGCAGCAAUAUUAGGGUUUUAGUUGUUUGAUUCACAACUCUUAAGAUCAUGACAAUAGUUCAUAGUCUUGUUGGUAAUUAUCUUGGGAAUGUUGCGAGUUUUCCUUUGGCUUCUGCUCACCCACUCGGGUGGGUAGAAGAAUCUUCGCUCGUACCAAGCAUUGGAAAUCUUAUGUCUUC